Molecule: messenger RNA, 3073 nt
Organism: Gadus chalcogrammus (walleye pollock)
Lineage: Eukaryota; Metazoa; Chordata; Actinopteri; Gadiformes; Gadidae
Exons: 4
Coding region: 1143-1904 (253 amino acids)
Biological process (GO): adaptive immune response
Cellular component (GO): membrane
Molecular function (GO): signaling receptor activity
Source: RefSeq, a predicted model, not a curated record
UUUCUGCACGGGUGAAUUAGAGCGGUUUACCCAAACACCGCGGUGCUGCUGCUCGGUGAAUCAGUGCUCGGCAACUAUUUGAGAAAGCUACGAUUUCUCCUGUUGUAAGAGUCGAAGGUAAACAAAACGAAUCUCGAAUCAUAAAUGACUUGUUGUUCUUGCACAAAACCGUGUUACUGUAGUUCUUCACACUGAUGAUGAAAUUUAAUUUGUAAAUGUCUGGUCUUGAUAUAUUAAGAAACUUAAUAUCUAAGCAAAUCGAAGCAUAAGAGUAUCGAAAUGUCAGUUUCCUUGCUAGGACUAGGCUACACAAUGUUGUGAUGUUUAGGUAUUUUCAUCCGCUUUGGCUGUUGCAUUGGGAUAACAAAUACAUUUGAGUAAAGAGUAGGCUAUCUGCCCGUGUUAAGUAGGGAGGGAUGAUUAUGCAACGAAAUGUAAUGCAAGCCCCUCGGUUUUUUUCGUCUAAUAACACCUAUCAUGAGACGAGGAAAGAACAUGGCAUGCCUUGUCCAACCCCCCCCCCCCCGAGUUACAAAAAAUACCCUUUUGUGGACCGAAAUUUGACGACCAAUAAUGACACAGAAAAGACGUCACUCCGACAACGGAUUGCACAGUUGGAUCAUGUAUACAUUUCCUGCACCUGUCAUAGGCGUCCAAAUGACGUCCAAAAAUGUACCCAGUUCAAAGGUGAAAUGUUGAACAUUAAUAUGACGUCCAAGUUGGGUCAUGGUUUGACAUCCAAAUAGUAGACCUAGUUUGUCCCACUGUUUAGUGGGAUAAAGAGCUUUAGGAUAGCUUCACCAGAGCUAAUGGCUUUCUGGUAUCUGAACUGUUGCAAAAAACAUUCAUAACAGGCAUUUUAACUGAUUAACCACAGCCAGCCAGCCACGCACACAGAGGUCGGCCUCAGCCUCUGUCUCCCUCCCUAUAACCGUGUAAGACGGUUCUUUAGUUCACUCACGCUUCCUCUCCACCUGGGGGGCCAAUGGGCUUGGAACCUUCAUCCUGUCUCGAGAUAGAGAAGAACAGAAGUAGAGCAACCAACCAUCAGUACUGCAGUAUUAUGCAGCAUAACAGAGACAACAGUGUAGCUAGAAGGGAUAUUUAGUCACUUUUAUCCACCAACUUCAACUUCGGCCACCAUGAAGAAAUGGUCUGUGUGUCUGAUAUAUUUUUUCAUGAAGACAGCUGUUGUCUUUGCAGAGGUGCUGUUCAUCCACAGGACAGAGGGGCAAUCAACAGACUUCUCCUGUCCCCCUGAGGGGCCCGCUAGCUCUCUGAAAGGCUUCACGCUGUCCCGCCUGUACCCCGGCGUCCCGGGUCGGCAAACCACCUUGCUAUCGGUGUGGGCGGACUCCAGCCCCAGCCUCGAGCUAGACCUCCGGCUCCGGGGACGUCUGGUCGUGGCGUCUGGGGGGUUGGGCGCGUGGUGGGUCAACCUUACCCUGACCGACCUGCAGCCCUCGGACACGGGGCUGUACAACCUGGAGCUCACAAGCAGCUCCACGGCCAACGGUUCGGACCGCAGCCUCCUCACCUGUCCACAGGUGCUUCUGUUGGUGGAGGGGACUGAUAGGCAGUGCCACCAGUGCUCUAGUAAGUACACAUCCCUGCUCUACAGCAUAUUUGCUGCUACAGUACUUCUGCUGCUGAUGUCUACCUGGCUAGCGAGAAAGAGAUGGAUGAGGGCGAGGUGUCGUCAGAAACCACAGCCGCCUCAUCCGAUCUACGAGGAAAUGAACAGCAAGAGUGAGAGGCGGUGCGCAGGAAGCCCCCAGAAUAUCACCAUGAGCACCUCACACAUGGAGACAGCCUUCCCUGUGUACUCCAACCUCGGCAUCAGGCAGGCGGAGGACAACUACUACGCCUGUCCCCGGCAGAUCACACACCCUCCAAUGCUCUGAACCUCCUAACUUACUUUUAUACAUCCAUGCUCUUUAAGCAUAGGCUGCUCUGCCAUCUUUCUUCCUGCCUGACCUCUAAAGGCUAAAUAGGAGUCUCCAAGAGGGUGAUAGCGAACCAACAACAGGAAGGAGGAUGGAGGAAGUAGAUCGUACAAGAGCUUUCAUGUAAAAACAAUAGCUUGGGGCCCAUGAUGAAAGGUACAGAUAUUUCACAGAAACGUGCUACGCCUGCAAAGCUUUGAUUAAAAUCAGACGGACGACAAGUUCAUCUUUAACAGCCAAGUAAAAAACUGCAGUUUUAUUAAUAUUUGAAAGAAGCGCCAUUGAUUAUUAAAACCAUUGUUUCAUUUUUUUUCCGGUGCAUGUCAUUUAACAAUCACAUUCUAUGAGGAGAUAGAUAUACAGAGAGUAAAAUAAAACAUUACAAGCCACGGAACUUUCAUUUAAUCUCAGUACAGACAUCUUUCCUUAGCAUUUCAUAAACAUGAAAAACAAUGCAACACAGCCCUAAUCCCCCCCCCCCCACCCAACCAAAAUACUUUUAACUGAAUAAAAGGGACCAAGGGACAGAAGGAAAAAACACAAUUGAACCAAGAUACACCCCUGAUGGGUUCGAAUCCCACAGUGCUCUAGACUAAGAUGCUCAUUGGUGUUUUUUUGUAAGAAAUACACAGCAUGGUGAUGUAGCGGUACAUAGUUGUGGGGGGAGGAAGUUGGAGUAGGGAGGUGGUGGUGCAGGCUCCAACAUCUGCAUUGAUAAAGACCUCCGCAGUCCACCCACCACUUUAGGAUAACACAAUACAUUGGACACCCCUCCCCCCACCCCACAAGACAAAGCAAAAAAUACAUGGGUCACAGAGAAGUAGGUAACGACACCUUCAUCAGCGCCCCAAAACUUUGUGCAUAGAUUUGUGAUCUUUUGAAACCAGUCGGUUACAAAUAAAAAACGAUCCUGCAAGUAAGACCCACCAAAAGCAUUCACAAAAAUGGUUUCAAAUGUUUCUAUUGUCUAAUACCCGCCAUAUAUAUAUAUAAAUAUAAGAGAGAGAGAGAGAGAGAGAGAGAGAGAGAGAGCGAGAGAGAGCGAGAAAGAGAGUAAUGCACAAUGUUCCUGAUUCAGUCAGGUCGGGACCUCAUAAUAAAAUACAAUAAAGAUUCAAACAGCAAUG